Molecule: messenger RNA, 4208 nt
Organism: Myotis myotis
Lineage: Eukaryota; Metazoa; Chordata; Mammalia; Chiroptera; Vespertilionidae
Gene: RASGRP1
Product: RAS guanyl releasing protein 1
Exons: 19
Coding region: 537-2882 (781 amino acids)
Biological process (GO): positive regulation of GTPase activity; Ras protein signal transduction
Cellular component (GO): plasma membrane
Molecular function (GO): calcium ion binding; guanyl-nucleotide exchange factor activity
Source: RefSeq, a predicted model, not a curated record
CGCGCGCCGGGGACGGCGGGAGGGCGCGCGCACAAAGUUUGUGCCUGCGGGUGCGCGUCGGGCGGCUCGCCCGGCUCCCAGAGCAGCGGGUGGGCGGCCCGAGGGCGGAGAGGCCCGGGGCGAAGGGCCGCGCUGGCAGCGGCAGCGGCCGUGGCGAGGCGAUGCGCCCCGCCGAGCCCGUCCCGCCGCGCUAGGUGAAACGUCUCCACGAGCGCGGCCGCGGCCAUGGGCACCCUGGGCAAGGCGAGAGAGGCUCCGCGGUCCUCGCUGCCACGCACCUGGGACUCCCACUCGCGGACUUUCCCGGACGCCCGCACCUGCCGGGGCUCCGGGCUCCGGGCGCGCCACCUGGCGGUCUCUGCCGGCCCUGCAAGUCUCGGGAGGACCCAGAAAGGCCAGCAGGGCUUGCAGCGACGAACAAGCAGAGGAAACCUUCUCAUGGCUGCAGAGCUGCCCCUAAAGCAAAACUAGAGGCGAAGCCAGCCAGCAGCCCCUUCCCCUCCCAUCCCAGCCUGGCCCAGAUCACCCAGUUCCGAAUGAUGGUGUCUCUGGGACAUUUGGCCAAAGGAGCCAGCCUGGACGAUCUCAUCGAUAGCUGCAUUCAAUCCUUUGAUGCAGAUGGAAACCUGUGCCGAAGUAACCAACUGCUGCAAGUCAUGCUGACCAUGCACCGAGUUAUCAUUUCCUCUGCGGAACUGCUCCAAAAAGUGAUCGCCCUGUAUAAGGACGCCUGGGCCAAGAAGUCACCAGGGCUGUGCCUGAAGAUCUGCUACUUCGUAAGGUACUGGAUAACGGAAUUCUGGACCAUGUUUAAGAUGGAUGCCAGCUUGACGAACACCAUGGAGGAGUUCCAGGAACUGGUGAAGGCUAGUGGGGAGGAGUUACACUGCCGCCUGAUCGACACAACUCAAAUCAAUGCCCGUGACUGGUCCAGGAAACUUACUCAAAGGAUAAAAUCGAACACCAGCAAGAAACGGAAAGUCUCCCUGCUCUUUGACCACCUGGAACCGGAAGAGCUGUCGGAGCACCUCACCUACCUGGAGUUCAAGUCCUUCCGGAGGAUCUCCUUCUCCGACUACCAGAAUUACGCGGUGAACAGCUGUGUGAAGGAGAACCCCACCAUGGAGCGGUCCAUAGCCCUGUGCAACGGCAUCUCCCAGUGGGUGCAGCUGAUGGUGCUUAGCCGCCCCACUCCGCAGCUCCGAGCUGAGGUCUUCAUUAAGUUCAUCCAGGUGGCUCAGAAGCUCCACCAACUACAGAACUUCAAUACUUUGAUGGCCGUGAUAGGCGGCCUGUGUCACAGCUCCAUCUCCAGGCUCAAGGAGACAAGCUCACACGUCCCCCACGAAAUCAACAAGGUCCUAGGUGAGAUGACUGAGCUGCUGUCCUCCUGCAGAAACUAUGACAACUACCGGCGAGCCUAUGGAGAGUGCACCCACUUCAAGAUCCCCAUCCUGGGGGUGCACCUCAAGGACCUCAUCUCCCUGUAUGAAGCCAUGCCCGACUACCUAGAGGAUGGGAAGGUGAACGUCCACAAGCUGCUGGCCCUUUACAAUCACAUCAACGAACUGGUCCAGCUGCAGGAGGUGGCCCCACCCUUGGAGGCCAACAAGGACUUGGUGCACCUGCUGACGUUAUCCCUCGAUCUCUAUUACACUGAGGAUGAAAUCUACGAGCUCUCCUACGCCCGGGAACCAAGGAACCACAGAGCCCCCCCAUUAACACCUUCAAAGCCACCAGUAGUAGUGGACUGGGCCUCUGGGGUAUCUCCCAAACCUGACCCAAAGACUAUAAGCAAGCACGUCCAGCGGAUGGUGGAUUCUGUCUUCAAGAACUAUGAUCAUGACCAAGACGGAUACAUUUCUCAGGAAGAAUUUGAAAAAAUUGCUGCGAGUUUUCCGUUUUCCUUCUGUGUGAUGGACAAAGACAGGGAAGGCCUCAUCAGCCGGGACGAGAUCACAGCCUACUUCAUGAGGGCCAGCUCCAUCUACUCCAAGCUGGGCCUGGGCUUUCCUCACAACUUCCAAGAGACAACCUACCUGAAGCCUACUUUCUGUGACAACUGUGCUGGAUUUCUCUGGGGAGUGAUCAAACAAGGAUAUCGAUGUAAAGACUGCGGGAUGAACUGCCACAAACAAUGCAAAGAUCUGGUUGUGUUCGAGUGCAAGAAGCGAGCCAAGAACUCAGCAGCUCUCACAGACAAUAGCACCGCUGUGGGGCCAACGUUCAACCUCUGCUCACUGGGAGCCAAAGAUCUGCUCCAUGCACCUGAGGAUGGACCUUUUCCAUUCCCUAAUGGGGAGGCUGUGGAACAAAGUGAAGAAAGUAAAGAUCGGACCAUCAUGCUCAUGGGAGUGUCCUCACAGAAGAUUUCUGUUCGGCUGAAGAGGACUGUCGCCCACAAGGCCACCCAGACCGAAGUACUGCCUUGGAUGGGCAGCGAGGGCCCUUCUGGUCCUUUUGCGCUAUCUUCCCCAAGGAAGACAGCCCAGGACACUCUGUACGUGCUUCCUAGUCCUACGUCUCCAUGCCCCAGCCCAGUCUUGGUCAGAAAGCGGGCUUUUGUCAAGUGGGAGAAUAAAGACUCCUUCAUGAAAUCAAAGGAGGAACUCCGCCACCUCAGACUCCCAACUUACCAAGAGCUGGAACAGGUCUUGACAUUUUACAUGUCCAUGAAAAGGAACAAUGUAGAUGGCAACAAUGACUUCCUGAUGCAAGAAAUGGGUGGUAGAGAGAUUUCAUAUGAGGAAAUAAAUACACUGAAAGCAGAUAAUGAUGCUCUAAAGAUCCAACUGAGAUAUGCACAGAAGAAAAUAGAAGGACUCCAACUUGCAAAAAGCAAUCAUGUCUUAGCUCAGAUGGAACAGGGUGACAGUUCUUAGCCCAGAAACGCAAGAAGCACAAUCUGUAGAUAAAUGGAUCAGAGAUCUCAUUUCCCAAACCAGUCAACACAAAGAUUGGGGAACCUUAGAGUGACCAGCUUUAAAGGGGGUACUUUAAAGGAAAAGCUAGUCUCUCCCCCACUCCACCCCCCGGUAAUGUGUGAUAUUGUUUUCUCUUCCAGUCAGUUGAAUCAAAGGGGAGGAAAACUGAAAAAUGCAAAAUUUUUGCCAUUCAUACCACUAACAUUUUCCCCUGAGACUAAGGGCAAAAGUAAGAAAAAACAUGACUAUAGUUUUCUGACAAGGUAGCUUCUCCUAUGUGGCCUGCCUGGCUGCUUCUUCCUCAGAACUAAAAUCUCUGGAAAAUAAAUUUGCUUCCUUCCCUGGGGUUUUCUGUAAACUGGGGAAUUUACUUUGUUCCACUCAAAGCUUAUUUAUAAUAUUAAAGUAGAUUCACUUCCUCUACAUUCCAGCAUUCUUUAUGAAUCUGGUUCCAGAUUCACUACCUCAAAUCUAAUCAAUUAGCCCCUCCCACCCCAUCCUUCCUCACUGUGCUCAUCAUAUACACAAGGGUAUCUACCUAGAGCUGAACUUCUAGAAUGUAAGUACAAAUUGUGGAGGCCUAUUCAACAACAUGACAUUAUCCAGUUGUAUAUCAACUAAUAGAUUUAGUCACAAAGUCAUAAUAAAUAAGUAAUCAAAUUAAAUGCCUGAAAACAUAACUAUUACCAUUUUAUACAUGACUGAGUAAUUAGCUAAAAUAAACAUAAUGGAAACAUGUCUGUCCUCUACAGUGGAUAGAAUUAGGACUUUAUGGCUACUUUUUAAAAAACAGAGUCUGCUUAGCACUUCAUGUGCCAUCUUUACCCUUUUUUAAGUAACUUUUUGAGCUGAAUUUGUGCUUACCAGUAUACUGCCUUCACUAUUAAUACCAUUUAGAAAUAAGCUAAUUGGAUCAGAGCCUUCAAUAACAGCUGACAGCGUGUAUAUAUGUGUAUAUAUUAUGUAUAUACAGUAUCAGGCAUGCAUGUGACUUGGAAUUUUGUUUCCCCCUUCAUAAAAUGUGGAAGUGAAUUAAACAACUUUUAGUUAUUUACAUAAAUUCACAAAUAUAAGUUCAGUUUGUUAUAAGAUGAAGAAUUUACUCACAAUGUAAAUUGUAUUGUUUGCAACCUCAUAAGUAAGAGCCCUGUGAGUUAUCUAUUAAUGAAAGUUAAUGAUAAAUGGGCUCAUUUAGUUGUCUAGGCAACUGAUCACUAACUCCUUUGUUAGACUAUUUCUCUAAAAAAGUCCAAUGAAUCAUUUUCUUUCUUUCUUUUUUUUUUG